GUCACUCCAUCGUUUCCAUUGCGUUCAUAAUUUCUAAUACACCAUUCAUCAAUCUUUAGGGAAACAAAUGACAAACAGACAAAAAAGAUGUAAUCAGUGUGGAAGACUAUUGGUGGUUCCACAAGAGGUGCAAGUCUUUGAGUGUGCAGUGUGCCAUGGCAUCACAUGGAUUGGACCCACCACAAGUCCUUGGAGUCAAGCCUACAGCAACGUUCAUCACAUUGCAGGUCGUUUUAGAGGCUUUGUAAAUACCAUAAUGGCUAGUUCAGUUAACAACAAUUCGGGUUAUUAUGGGAUAACUCACUUUGGCUAUUAUCCUCAGCCUCAGCCUCAGCCAUCAUCACUAAUGCCAUCUUACCAUGUAUAUGGCUCAAAGCGAGCAGUGCUAUGUGGAAUUCGCUACCAUGGAAAGAGUUACGGUCUUAAAGGCUCCAUAAAUGAUGUCAAAUGCAUGAAAUACUUUCUGGUUAAGGAGUUUGGGUUUCCUAGCGACUCCAUUCUCAUGCUCACAGAUGAUAAGGAGGAGAAAAACCCGCUAAGAAUUCCAACGAAAACUAACAUUCAAAUGGCCUUGAGGUGGUUGAUUGAGAGUAGCCAGUCAGGGGAUUCAUUGGUGUUCCACUUCUCAGGACAUGGGACAAGGGAAAUGAACAUGGAUGGGUUUUGUGAAGCAAUAUGUCCUGUUGAUUAUGAACAGCACGGGAAGAUACUAGAUACUGAGAUUAACGCUGCAAUUGUUAGUCCACUACCACGUGGUGCUAAACUUCAUGCCAUUAUUGAUGCAUGCCAUAGUGGGACUCUUCUUGAUUUAUCUUUUAUGUGCAAGAUGAACAGGGAAGGAUAUUACACAUGGGAAGAUCGUAGAUGUUGCAGAAAUGACAAAGGUGCAAGCGGAGGGCUAGUAAUUUGUAUUUCAGCUUGCGAGGAUGGUCAGAUCUCCAUAGAUACCUCAGCCUUAAGUGGCAAAGUAGUUACUGGGGCAUUGACUUAUAGUUUCAUCCAAACGGUGCAAAAUGAACCUGGUCUGAGUUAUGGUCGGUUGCUCAGUGUAAUGCGUUCAACCAUCCGUGGUACAAAAACAGGCAUAGUACGACUAAAUGGCCCAAUUGCUUCACUGUUAAAUAGAUUUCUUGGCCCGGAAAUCCGACAGGAGCCACAACUAUCAUCUUCGGAGAUGUUUGACAUGUAUACAAAGCGGUUUGAACUAUGAUAAGGUAAUUUAUCAUCAGAAGUAUAAGUUUAUAAUCGUACGUGUUACUGAUGACAGAGAUUAAAGAUGUAAUAUUGGACACAUUUAACUGAAGUAUUCGAGAUCUGUAAACAUUACACAAAUGAAGGAUUAAAGAGUGUGGUUCUUUUGAACAUAGGAAAUGGCCAAUAAGUCGUUUUUCAACUUGGAUGUGGGAGACAAUCCCCAACUACAACUAUGUACCCUGCUUUGUUUACAUAGUCUCAAAUUUGAUCGUCG
This is a messenger RNA of Cajanus cajan (pigeon pea), 1468 nucleotides long. Its product is annotated as metacaspase-1. The record is from RefSeq and is a predicted model, not a curated record. Gene Ontology annotation, biological process: proteolysis. NCBI's taxonomy places the organism in Eukaryota, Viridiplantae, Streptophyta, Magnoliopsida, Fabales, Fabaceae. Gene Ontology annotation, cellular component: cytoplasm. Gene Ontology annotation, molecular function: cysteine-type endopeptidase activity.